Meloidogyne enterolobii is the source of this 832-nucleotide messenger RNA. Lineage: Eukaryota; Metazoa; Nematoda; Chromadorea; Rhabditida; Meloidogynidae. The record is from the annotation of a GenBank genome assembly.
UUUCGAUUCCCUGUAUAUUUUUUACUCCACUUUGAAUUUAUUUUCGUGUUGUGAAAAAAUUCUUUGGAUGGGACAUAGAAUAGAUAGGGUCCUAAAACCAAUGCUAAAACCAUUUUUAAAAUCGAGUCGCUAUCGACUGUGCAGCCCAAUUUGGGUAAUUUUUACCCCACCUUUGAUGACGGACAAUCAACGUCUAGUUGAUUGUCUUUUCCAUAUUUUGAUGUUGAUUAAAAAAAUUUUUUGGGGAGUCACUCCAUGAUUGUAGAGUCACCCCAUAAUUUAUCAAUUUGUUGAGAUUCUCCCUUUUAAUUUUUUAAAUAAAUUUUUUUAGAAAAUUUUUUAAAGCAAAUGAACAAUCUACAAAAUUAUUUUAAUUUAUAUAUUCGCCCUAAUUUGGAAGCAAACCCUUUCUUCAAAUAUGUGAUACUAGUUUUUUCAUUUCUUUAUUCAAACCAAUUUCUGAUUUGUUGAUUCUCGUGCCUAGCACUCUUUUUCAUCUUCACCUGUGGCGGUUAAUUACAAAUUUGUUUGUGGAGAGAAAUUUGAUAGUUCUUCUCUGGUCAUUCUAUUGUUUUUACCAAUUUAUUUUAUAUAUUCAACCCAAUUGGUCUGUCAAAGAAUCGCUCAAAUUUAUUGUGAUUGUGCAGGUUUAAUUUUCUAUUUUUUCCACCUAGUAAUUGGACCAUCUCGCUUAAUUUUCAACCAAUUUUUUCUUCGUUUCCACUUCCAUUUAUCUGAUAUCCGUGCUUUAUGUAGCUCAUUUAGGUUUACCAGUUGUAGAAAUUUUUCUGUUAACCGAAACCCAAACCAAAAUUUUUGUUCCUAUCCUAAA